AUGCCUAUUCUUCCUGGCAUCAACAAUCUGACCAGAUAUUCGAUGGAUGCACACGAUUCCAACGUCAAUAAUGCUACAUCUGCUACCGUGUCCGCCACCGCUUCUGCUACAAAGGCUUUGUUUCAACCGCCACAGCCAGGACAGACUUACCGUCCUUUGAACGUCAAAGACGCUCUCUCCUAUUUGGACGAGGUCAAAAUUCAAUUCAGAAACCAGAAUGAAGUCUACAAUAACUUUCUUGACAUCAUGAAAGACUUUAAGAGCCAAAAUAUUGACACUCCCGGUGUUAUCGAUCGCGUUUCUGCUUUGUUUAGGGGCCAUCCAAAGUUGAUCGAUGGCUUCAACACCUUCUUACCCGAGGGAUUCUCUAUCGAGUGUUCUCCUACUGAUCCCAACACCAUCGUAGUUACUACUCCUUUAGGUAAAAGUAUUCGUCAGGGUACUACACACUACGAUCUUCCCCCUCCUCCUCCGGCGGCUCCUAACGCUUCUACAGCAUAUCCCGGAUAUGCUCAGUAUCCUGCAGCCGCGUACUAUACUUCAGCUCAACCCGGGCAACCGGGACAAGCUCUCGGACCUUAUAGCAUGGCUCAAAUUCCUCAGGGUGUCGGUUCUAUGGGUCAACAACAACCACUUCAGUCUCUUCCCCCAGGUGUUUCUCCUGGCAUCCCCCGGGUUCCGGUGACUGAUGCUAGACAGGGAUCUCCAGCAGAGUUUGACCAGGCUAUCAACUACGUCAACAAGAUCAAGCAAAGGUAUGCCAGCCAGCCAGAUACAUAUAAGCGUUUCCUCGAGAACUUGCAGAUGUAUCAAAAAGGCGUCAAACCAAUCGAAGACGUGUACAGAGAGAUCUCUGGAUUGUUUAGAGAUGCCCCUGAUUUGUUGGAGGAUUUCAAGUUGUUUAUGCCCGAUACUCCGCCCAAGGUGGCCGAGUACGGCUAUAUGCAGCUUCCUCCUGUGGGAAGUUUUGCUCCUCCAACGUUUGCAGAUCAACAACAGCUUUCUGAAAUUGAAUCCGCUUCUCAUUCAAGGAAGCGUAGGGGAUCCUCAAGAAGUACUACUGGUAAUAAUGGUGCUGGUGUUACCACUGGUGGUCAAAUUCAGCCUUUUGACGAGCAGCCUGUGUCUAAUUUAAGAGCUACUCCCCUGCCUGCUUUUUCACAUGGACAUUUAGAUAGCCCGUCACUACUACCGGGUGUUCCAGAACCUGCCUAUGCAACUGGCAUUGUGGACACUGACAUCUCUGACGAAAUCAGUUUCUUUGAUAAGGUCAAGAAAGCCAUAGGCAACAAACAGACUUAUAACGAGUUCCUCAAGUUCUUGCGGUUGUACACAAGUGAUGUCAUCGAUAAGGACACUUUGGUUGAGAAAGUACAAGGAUUCAUUGCUAACUCCCCAGAAUUGUUUGCAAAGUUUAAGGCAAUUGUCGGCUGGGAAGCCAAACCUCUACGAAUUGAGAACAUUGCCAUUCGUAAGGAGCUAAUGGACCUUGGUAUGCGGAAAGCUGCUGGUCCAUCUUACCGUUUAUUGCCUAAAUCCCAGUCUCACAAGCCUUGUUCUGGUCGUGAUGAGUUGUGCUGGGAGAUUUUCAACGAUGAGUGGGCUGGUCAUCCAGUCUGGGCUUCCGAAGAGUCGGGAUUCAUUGCUCACAGAAAAAAUCAAUACGAAGAGAUUUUGUUUCGUAUUGAAGACGAACGUCAUGAGUACGAUUUUUUCAUGGAAGCUAAUUUACGUACCAUUCAAACCCUCGAGACUAUUGCCAAUCGUAUGGCUAAUAUGACAACCGAAGAGAAGGCAAAAUUCAAGCUUCCUGCCAAUUUGGGUCACACUUCAACUACAAUUUACAAGAAAGUAAUCAGAAAAGUGUAUGACAAAGACCGUGGCUGGGAAGUUAUUGAGGCAUUGCGUGAGAAUCCUGUUCUUGCUGUUCCUGUCGUUCUAAAAAGAUUGAAACAGAAGGAUGAAGAAUGGAAGAGAGCUCACAGAGAAUGGAAUAAAGUGUGGCGUGAGGCCGAACAGAAGAUAUUCUACAAGUCUUUGGAUCAUCUCGGUCUUGCUUUCAAACAGAUGGAUAAAAAGUUACUCACCAACAAACAGUUGGUGAACGAGAUCUGCACUAUCAAAAGAGAGCAGACGCAUAAGAAGAUUCACCCGUUAAUGCCACGUCCAAAAUCGCAGCUCUUGUGUCAGUACAAUGAUUUUGAGGUGAUGAUGGAUGUGCUUCAGCUUAUUUACGUGUUUUUGGAUCACAACCAGACAUAUUCUCCUUAUGACAAGUCUCGAAUGGAGGUAUUUAUCAGGUCAUUCUUGAUAAGAUUCUACUUCUUAAGUCAUGAAUUUAUUGACGAGUCAUUGCGAAGACGCGGUGUUAAUAUUUCACGCGAUCGUCAUGGCGAGGAGUCUUCUGAGGAAUCCGAGGCUUCUUCUUCCGCCACCUCUAGUUUGGGUACUCUUUCUCAGACAAGAAAGCGUCCCAGAGAGUAUGAUUUAUUGAGGGAUGUUCUUCGGAAAUCGAAGCGUAGAAGAAACCACGAGGAUGACCAUGAAUCAGAUGAGAGUGACGCACAAAGAUUGGCCGAUGAAGAGGUGGAGAGGGCCCAAAGUAACUGGAUUGCAGAAACAGGAAAGCCAAAUAGUGCGGAUAGCGCUACUAAGGCUGCUGAAUUUGCUUCUGCUUCUGCCAGAGACGAGUUUAACGUUUUCUGCAAUACGCAAAUCUAUGUGUUUUUCAGAUAUAUUGAUGUGUUGUACAAGAGACUUCUUGGAGUGAAAAAUUUGGCACCAGCUGCGAACAGGGAGAUUAAAUCGAGAGCCGAAACCAAAUUUGCCAAGGAUUUGGGUCUCAUUGAUUACUCUCUAGAGGAUCAGAGUAUAAACAUCAAGGGAAAUGAUUCUUAUCACGAGGCUCUUGAUCUCUGUGUUAAAUUGAUUCAAGGUAAAGUUGAGCAAAAUGCGUUUGAGGAGUGUCUUCGUCAAGGAUUCCUCAACAAAGCAUUCAAGUUAUUCACUAUCAAUAAGGUGAUCCAAGGAGUUCUGAAGCACUGCCAUACACUUGUCACGGACUCGCGUUGUGGAGAGAUCUUAAUGUUGAUGGAAAAGGAUAGAAACACACCAGUUUCAACGGCCAAAGACCAAAUCGUUUACAGGAUGCAAGUAAGAAGCCAUAUGCACGCCGACGAGAACAUGUUCAAGAUUUCGUAUAACAGGAAAACCAGUACAGCCGAGAUCGUGUUUAUUGCAGUGGAUGAUUUGACCGUUAGAGACUCGUCCAAGACCAAGGAGGAAAAAUGGAACUACUAUAUGACAAGUUAUUCCAUGUCAUAUCCAACAGAGGGACUAGAUUCUUCGAAGCUGCACGUUCCCUUCUUGAAAUCAAGUCUUGAACAAGAAGAGACCGGAGAAGGAGAAAGUGAGGACGAGAUUGAAGGAGUGUCAGAUUCUAAACUUAAAGUGAAGGUGGAUAUGGAUACGUACAGGCUUGUAUUUGAUGAAGACUCAUAUGAUUUGUUUGUGCGAAACUCUGUUUACUCCAAAAGCAAGUCAGAGAAACCUUUAGCUAAGCUUCGCUUGGACUAUCUCAGAAAGAGUCUUGAAGGCGAGUACGGAUUAGGAGCCACUAAAAAUGCUGAGGAGGUCAAAAAGGCUACCGACACGUUUGAAUUGUUGUUGUCCAAAAGUCAGUAG
Molecule: messenger RNA, 3684 nt
Organism: Brettanomyces nanus
Lineage: Eukaryota; Fungi; Ascomycota; Pichiomycetes; Pichiales; Pichiaceae
Exons: 1
Coding region: 1-3684 (1227 amino acids)
Biological process (GO): negative regulation of transcription by RNA polymerase II
Cellular component (GO): chromatin; Sin3-type complex
Molecular function (GO): transcription corepressor activity
Source: RefSeq, a predicted model, not a curated record